This is a messenger RNA of Aphanomyces invadans, 5676 nucleotides long. RefSeq lists its product as hypothetical. The transcript has 2 exons. Lineage: Eukaryota; Oomycota; Saprolegniomycetes; Saprolegniales; Verrucalvaceae. The coding region runs from base 105 to 5549 and encodes 1814 amino acids. The record is from RefSeq and is a predicted model, not a curated record.
UGGACGGUCGCCCCCGAAUCCCGGAGACUUAGUUUCGUUACGUUCGUGCAAUUGCGUUGGAAACGACGGACAGUUUCGCCAACAACACGUAGCAUCUUGGAGCCAUGACGGUGUGCGGUGACGUGGGAGGCGGCAAGGAUCGACCGUCCUGGCUUCGCGUCGUCGAUCGAGCGAGCAUUGUCGUGGCGGUUGCGGCGCAGGUCACGAUGGCCAUGACUUACAUGCUAAUCCUGCGCGACUACGCCACGAACGACUACUUUUGGACCCAUUUCAACGUGACGGGCACGCAGUCAUUCGUGUUGGACGUGUACAACUCCCAGCACUGGCUGCCGUCCGAGUCCGCGCCCUUGGGUCUGUUCACCAUGGACAUGGGGUCGCUGAAAGACUACUCGACGCCGCUCACGUCGCUAACGAUCCAAGCGUCGCGCAGUCGGUACACCGCCUGGCAAGCAUCCGACGACUUACACGUGGCGAUCGCGGGGAUGAGGACACAGUCCGUGAGCUUUAGCGUCCUCAGCCUGACGUGUUUUUGUUGGGUCGACUUUGAGCGGAUAUGGGAGACAGCCCACACGGCGGCACGGCAAGCGCGAUGCCACGCACGCUACCGACCCAACGGCGUCAUGUACUUGGAGUCCAUGCUUCGGAACGUAGAGUGGCGGGCGUGGUAUCGAAUCUGGGGCUCGCAGUUUGACGUUGCGUUCGGCAACACGCUCGCGUCGUCAGCGGCAGGCGUCCGGUGGCUCGACCGAACGACCACCGCCCUCCCCCUCACGUCCAUCACCGACGAAGCGGCGCACUGGCGACACUACAACGUGACGCGGUACCUUCUUCCGUGGGGCAACUCGCGCACGUUAGGUUUCGACGACUCGGUUGUGAUACGAAACGCGCUGCAGUCGUAUUUGCUCCCGCUCAACAAUGUGUUGUACCAGAGUCGUGGCGGGCUAUGGACCAGCGUGAUCGCGUCGUUUGGCGUCUGGAAUGCCCUGGGGUAUGCUAUCCGAAUCAAUGCGAGCCUCAUUCGAGAUGUCCCCAACUCGUUUGUAAACAGCUCGAGGACCCCCGAGGACUGGGUCGGUGGGUACCCCUCGACCCCGUCCAGCAUCUUGAUCCACAACGACAUUGGGCCCCUCGCGUCCAUCGAUCUCAUGUAUGUGGCGUACCCCCCGGCAUUUGUCGCGCUCCACGAUCUUCUGCACAAAUCGUUGGUCCGGGCGCUUCAAACGCAGCCGUCGCUCGCAAAUCUCUUCCUCAACGUGCCGCUUGGCCCGCCGUCGUACUCGAUUACGCCCCCCGCAUGGCGCCAACUCAACGACGUAUGGUUUCUCGGGGGAAGUCCGCUGUGUUACCAGGGCUCGCCGCAAAAAGUCGUCCAGCACAGUUUUAGCUUUGACAGUCCCUGUGCGCCGCCGUAUCCGACGCUCCAAGUCACCCCGACUCGAUUCAACUUGGUGUUUGGCCUAGUCAUGCUGCACUCGAUCUUGGACAUCCAACAACACGUCGACGCCACUUGCGCGAUCGCGACCGGCGUAGACGUCCAGUCGGCGUGCAAACACAGUCUAGAGGCAGCGUACAAGUUGUUUAUUCAGUGGCCGUACACGAGCACGACCCAGAACAUGUCAGGCCUAGUCGAGUCGGUGGCGCACGACGUGGCUGCACUCAACAUCGAGUUCCUUCAAUUCGGUACGACCAUCGACGGUCAACUCAAGACGCUGCAUCAGCCACUCGUGGACGCACGCGAUGCGCGGUGGUCGUUUUAUGGGUGGCUGACACUACUAGAUUGGGUCGAGGGCCGUCGCGAAGUCGUCUCGUUCGAGGGAGACGCAGCCACGUUUGUCGUGAUGUCGGAGCAGGACGACCCGAGUACGUUCAAAAUGGACCCGCUCGCCACGCCGAACCGGUUUGGGUUUGCCAUUUGGGUUGUCGUGUGGUAUUCGGUGGGGCUCAUUACCCUCGUCAUGAUUGUGGCCGUCGGGGGCGGGCUCCUGUCGUCCACACAAGGGUCGUCCUGGCGCAACUUGCUGUCGGUGAAUCGGGUGGUCGGGAUCGUUUGGAUCGGACGGCCACUGCUGUUUGUCCGGGGAUUCACUGCCAUGUCGCUCCUCAGCACGGCGCACAUCGAACUCGUUCAGACGAAUGGGUUCACACGGUUCGAAGUCACCUCACGGUCCAUUUGGCAGUCGAUCGUUGUCGCUGGCGAGUGCCUCUGGGUGACGUACUCGAUCAACGACAUUUUGUCCCUUGCUACAACGACGCGGACACACCGCUGUGGCGUGGCCAGCGCUGCGAUCGUGUGGGUAGCUGCCGUCGCCCUCGACGUCAUCGACCCCAUCGCCCCGACGGCGACGUGGUCGCGCAACUGCACGUCCACAAGCAUUCAAUCCCAAAUGUCGUGUGUAUCGGGCGAAGUCUACAUUGGAAGCUAUGACAGGUUCUUCCUCCUGUGCAUGCUGCAGAUCGCGGCCGUCGUGAUCGGGUGGGGCGUGCUCGUCAUUCUCGACGACGACAAGGCACACCGGAAGACUGCACCAUCCCUGGAGCACCGGCCGCCAUCGACGCCUUGUCCUGUCAUUGUUCCCGCCGUUGCGUUGUACCAUCUCGACAGCCAAGUGCCACCGCGCGGCGGCGGCACCGCCUCCAGCUCCGUCUACUAUUUCGACUCGACGACGAGUUUGCUCAGUGGAUUCGUCAAGUUUCGCGACGUGUUCACGCAAAAGGCGUACGUGUUUAGCUUGCUCUUGUGGGUGUACCUUCCCAUCGUGGACCGAAAAGGAACGGCAGUACAGGCGCCGCACCGGCGCACACUGCAUUCGCUGCCAUCGCAGCUCCCAGGGCCCCCGCACCAACUGCUCGGGCAUUCCAGCAUGUCCUGCAAGCGGCACCAGCAACUCAAGGCCGCGGUCGGCAUUCUCUUCCUCGCGUUGUCCGCGUUGUCGUCCGCGUCGUUCUUUUACGUGUCCCACGUCAAACUCGGCAACGAUUUCAUGUGGGAAGGACUCAACAGCACGGGGUUGCAAGCUUUUCUCGUCGACUGGUAUAACUUCGAGCUCCUGUUCCGACCGGUGGCAGCAAACCUUGACCCGUCGGAAGCGCGGACGACGGCGCUGUACAACGGCACCCGAACAACCGUCUCGUCCAGCGCACUAUACCCGCAGCAGAUCCAAUUCGAAGGGCUGUCGCUCGUCGCGACGGUAGCAAGCCUCCAGGCCACGGAUCCGUGCCAGCUGCCAUGGGUCGCGACGCAGCUGUGCUACGUCGAUUUUCAACGGCGAUGGGAAAUGGCGAGUACUGCGAUCCGGCAGCGUCGAUGCCACGCCAUGGUGUCAAACGCCGCUAUCUUUCUAGAGUCUAUCUUGCGCAAUACCAACAUGGAAGCGUUUGUAGCGUGCUGGGGCCCGUCGGUCGAAGUCGGGCUAUUCCACGACCUCCGGCAAUCCACCGAUGGAAAGGAAUGGAUCGCGUCCGUCAUGGCGGCGCCGAUAUCGCCCGACGAGGAAGUCGCGGUGUGGACAUCCCAGUUUGGCAUUGCGUCGUUUACGACGCAGUGGCAAAACUACAAAAGCCUUGGCAUUGUCGAGACGGUCGCGGUGCGAAACGCGCUCGGGGCCCUCUACCCCCUCACGCUCAAGACAUCGAGUGGGGUGUAUCGCUUUGAACUCGAAACGUCGCGCAAGAUGUACUGGGGCUGGGCCACGGACCUAUGGCUCGUUGGCCGCAACGCGUCCCCGACGUUUGGCGCAUGCCUCGUUCGCAGCUCCAGUGUGUUCUUGUACCGGAACGGGUCGGUAGAACAAGCGUUGGCCACCAACCAAACGCUGGCCAUGCCGCUGAACGCAGGCUUGAUGCUGGUCCGGGCGAGGCUGGGUCCGUUUGGCAGCGUCGACAUGAUUCACGUCGCGAUACCGCAAGACGUGCUCGACUUGGUGCGGCAAGUCAGUGUCGUCGACAUGCAAACGAUGCAACGGAAUCGAUCGUCGCAAUCGCCAACGACGCGCACCGUGCGGUUCAUUUACCCCGUGCCAGCGACGUGGUUACGCCAGAAUGUGUCGACAUGCGGAGGCAGUCUGCUGUGCGCACCGCAGGACAUGGCCCAGGACUUAGCAGGGGGGUUGCUCCCGUUUUUCAGCUCGAGUUCGACGUGUGGGUCGGUCGUGUUGGAGCCGAUCGAAGUGACGCGGGCGGCGUUCCUGUUUGCGUUGAUUGCGUGGGGCGCCGUCGAGCCAUGCAGACGCGAGAACGGCGCGGCAUGCGUGACCGUGCUCGACGCAUGCUCCAACAUUUCAAGGCCGUUUACAACGUGCGUGGAGAACUUUGGACUGAUCCAGCGGUGGAUUGCAAUGUACGUGCGACCGGACAACCGCACAGCGCUGUGGCGCCAGGCGCAAAGGAUCAAGGCGUCGAGUCUCGCGCCGCUCGAGAUCGCGAUCAUGCAGUUUGUGACACGGCAUGGCGGGACGCAGGACGUCGAGCUGUGGGACGCACGCUUGUUUGACGCGGAAGACCCGUACUUUCAGCUCAUGGCGUGGUUCUUUGUCUACGAGUGGGUCGUUGGAUGCCGCGAAGUCGUGACGUUCCAUGGCGACGGUGGCGCGAUGACGCUGCUCUCCAACUACAUCUCGCAAACGACAAUGUUGGCCAACCCGUUUGAGAUUCCGUCCAACGUGGCGUUCUACUGCCUCGUGUGCAUCCAGUACACGACGGGGGUGAUUUUCGUCGUCACGUUCAUCACGAUCGUGUACAGCGUGGUCGGGCGAGGGCGUAUCGAGGGGUACAACAUGCUCGAAGUGAAUCGUGUGGCUGGGAUUGUUUGGGUCGGUCGGCCGCUUUUGUGCUUGCGCAGCCUUGUCGCGAUCUGCUUGCUGGCGACGGCGUCCGUGGACCUCGAGAUCGCCGGCGCGCUCACUCAAAUCGCACCACGGUCCAACGCCGAGUUCGUCUCGACCGCACUCUCGAGCUCUGAAAUGUGCUGGCUCGUCAUUGUGCUCACCGACAUGUGCAUGGCCGCCACAAAGGACUACACAAACAGGUACUCGAUGCGGAGCAGCGUCGUCGUGACGGCGAUCGCGACGACGUGGAGAGCCCUCCAUCCCGUGACGCCCGUGUUCCAAUUGACCCGCCAAUGCACGUCGUCACAAGUCGAUUUUCAGCUGGAAUGCACCGCUGGCAUGAUCAGCAUCGGGCAGGUGUCGCGGGUGUCAGAGAUGGCGACCCUGACAAUGACCGUGGUGGGAUUGUCGUACGUGUGGGAGCGGUGGCGACAACCCCACUUCAAACUGCCGCGUCACAAGGUGUCGCUGCUCCUGCCAGCGGGGGCGCUCUAUUUGUAUCACAAAGAACCAUGGAUCUUCAACAAUACUCUCUACUUGGACAAAGCGUCGGCGUUCAUGUGCGGCCUCGUCGCCGUGACGGUCAGCCAAACUACGUACGUCCUCGACAUCAAGACGUGGCGUCUGCACACGAUCACUGACGACGACGACAUGCUCCAUGGCAUGCACGGCAUGGACCCUUACAAGCGCAGCUCGAUGCUGGCAGCAGUCCCCAUGCUUGAAUGACCUUUCUUCCUGCUUUCAUCCUCGGGGAGAGGGUGUUUGCGUGAGUCCUUUCGACGGUGGCACGCGUCAGCCCACACGUUUAGCUUCGUAGCAUUGUAACAACAACGGAGUCGAGUUCAUGUGCCGA